This is a messenger RNA of Hevea brasiliensis (rubber tree), 1412 nucleotides long. RefSeq names its product tetraketide alpha-pyrone reductase 2. The record is from RefSeq and is a predicted model, not a curated record. The transcript has 6 exons. The coding region runs from base 164 to 1126 and encodes 320 amino acids. Gene Ontology annotation, molecular function: oxidoreductase activity, acting on the CH-OH group of donors, NAD or NADP as acceptor. Lineage: Eukaryota; Viridiplantae; Streptophyta; Magnoliopsida; Malpighiales; Euphorbiaceae.
CUUACGAGAUGAAUGAAUCAUCUGCUCACUUUCUAUUCACACCCGCAAGAGGAAAAGAAAAUCAGAGCAAAUGAGAUUUUUCUGUUCUUUCUCUGCGCAAAACUAACUCACUUGUUUCUUUCUCUUGCAAACCACAGAGGGAGAGGAAGAGAGAAAGAGAGAGAUGCCAGAAUAUUGUGUAACAGGUGGGACAGGGUUCAUAGCAGCUUACUUGGUGAAGUCCCUGCUAGAAAAGGGCCACACUGUAAGGACAACCGUGCGGGAUCCAGGGGAUUCUGCAAAAGUUGGCUUUCUUAGAGAGUUAAACGGAGCCAAGGAGAGAUUAAGGAUAGUGAAAGCCGAUUUGUUGGUGGAAGGAAGUUUCGAUGAGUCAAUCCAAGGCGUUGAUGGCGUCUUCCACACUGCAUCACCAGUUCUCGUUCCUUAUGAUGAUAACAUUCAGGCAACUUUGAUCGAUCCAUGUAUUAAGGGAACCAUGAAUGUGCUGACCUCCUGCGCCAAAGCUAGUAGCGUGAAACGAGUUGUGCUGACCUCUUCCUGCUCUUCAAUAAGAUAUCGAUAUGAUGUCCAACAAGUUUGCCCCCUCAACGAGUCGCACUGGAGCGAUCCUGAGUACUGCAAAUGCUACAACCUCUGGUACGCUUACGCAAAGACUAUAGGGGAGAAAGAGGCAUGGAGAAUAGCUAAGGAAAGAGGGAUUGAUCUAGUGGUGGUGAACCCCUCUUUUGUUGUUGGUCCAUUGCUUGCCCCACAACCCACAAGUACCCUGCUUCUUAUACUUUCCAUUGUUAAAGGUUUGCGAGGCGAAUAUCCAAACACAACUGUGGGUUUUGUGCACAUAAAUGAUGUGAUUGUUGCUCAUAUUUUAGCAAUGGAGGAUAGCAGAGCAUCAGGCAGGCUAGUUUGUUCAAGCUCAGUAGCUCACUGGUCAGAGAUAAUUGAGAUGCUGAGGGCCAAAUAUCCCUCUUAUCCAUACGAGAACAAGUGUAGCAGCCAGGAGGGAGACAACAACCCACAUAGCAUGGAUACCACCAAGAUUGCUCAAUUGGGAUUUCCUCCUUUCAAAACAUUACAACAGAUGUUUGAUGAAUGCAUCAAGAGUUUCCAAGACAAGGGGUUUCUUUAAAACCCACGAUUAUGCCUGAAGCUUCAACGUGCAUGCUCCUUGCUGUUGAAAAAUAAUAACAAUAAAUAAUGUGUGCUCCUUUUGGGCCGUGGGUUGUGGAAUUGGGUCAUAAGAUUUGCUAAUGUAACAAAAAUAAUCAUCUUUUUGGGCUGUGGGUGAUUCAAUUGGGCCUACGUCCUUGAUGAAUGGCAUUUUUGUCCAUUUGGGCAAAUGAAAACCAAUAUAUACAUGUUUUAUGCAAUUGGGUGACCAUACGAUGAUAUGUCGCUCCUUUGCAUUACACCCA